Messenger RNA from Papaver somniferum (opium poppy), 1403 nucleotides. RefSeq names its product NAC domain-containing protein 86-like. Lineage: Eukaryota; Viridiplantae; Streptophyta; Magnoliopsida; Ranunculales; Papaveraceae. The transcript is spliced from 4 exons. Gene Ontology annotation, molecular function: DNA binding. Gene Ontology annotation, biological process: regulation of DNA-templated transcription. The record is from RefSeq and is a predicted model, not a curated record. The coding region runs from base 96 to 1118 and encodes 340 amino acids.
UCUCGUCGUCUCUCUCUCUCUCUCUUUAUCUCCAACUUCUUUGUCUCUCAAUACCUCCUCCAUUUUGAUCAGUUGUGUAUGUGAUAGAACUAUAAAUGGCACCAAUAGCUCUACCACCCGGUUUUCGCUUCCAUCCGACAGAUGAAGAACUUGUCGUGUACUAUCUCGAUCGUAAGAUCAACAAUCAAACAAUCGAACUCGAAAUAAUUCCUGAAGUCGAUCUCUACAAGUGUGAACCUUGGGACUUACCUGAUAAGUCUUACUUGCCAAGCAAGGAUAUGGAAUGGUACUUCUUUAGCCCAAGAGAUAGAAAAUAUCCAAAUGGAUCAAGAACUAAUAGAGCGACUCGAGCUGGUUACUGGAAAGCGACAGGAAAGGAUCGAAAAAUAAACUCUCAUAAGCGUGCUGUCGGAAUGAAGAAGACGUUGGUAUAUUAUAGAGGUCGUGCUCCUCACGGAAUUCGUACGAAUUGGGUCAUGCAUGAAUAUCGGUUGGUCGACUCCAUCUUCGAUGAUACUGAAGCUAUUGCAUCUUUGAAGGAUGCGUACGCCUUAUGUCGUGUACUGAAGAAAACUACUCAUUUGCCUAAAGCAAGAGAAGGAGAUGAUGACCGAAGUGGGUUUUGUUCACACCAUGAUCCAGUUUGGACCUCCAAUAACAAAAUUAAUGCAAGCAGUACUCGUGAGCAAGAAUAUUCACAAUUUCCUUCUGAUACUACUUCAACGUCUGAAAUCACAGAAGGAACACCUAUAGAUGGUAGCAGAAUAGAUGAUCAGACUAGUAUGCCAUCCAACAAUAAAGACGAAGCAAAUAGCUCAAUGAGUGCAAGCCCUAAUAUCUCGUCCAUGGAGUUCUCAUAUAAGCCUACUAUUCAUGAGGAUACUUCGGCAAUGCCAAACGUUUCAAGGGUACAACAACAACUUUCAUAUCCACCCUUGGCAUUAGAAGAUUUCCCAUUCAUGGAUACAGUAACAGAAGCUAACAAGGAAUUAUCAUCAUCAACAACGUCUCAAGCGGUAGAAGAAUACAUAUUGUGCGAUAAGCAUAGGAACAAUUAUUUUUCGGAAUCAAAUUUGCUAGAUGAGAUUUUCUUCGGAUCAUAUCUUCUAUCAGGAUGAUUGUUAAUAGAAGAUUGAUAAACAAAUAGUUUAUUUGAUCAGCAUUUAUUUUGUCGCUCAUCUGAUUUUGUCAACUGGCUAGACGAAGAAAAUUGGCGGUGAAAUUGAAGGUUAUUUUGUAUACGACAAUUUUUGAUUUAAAAAAGUGAUGAGAAUUGUGUUUAGCUCACGAAUUUUUUUUAAGUAGAAUUUGGGUUACAGGACUACUGUUGUUGACCGUCUAUAUAUUAUGAAAUAAUUAUAUUUUAAAAUUAAAUUUUAUGCACUUAAAACUGUUAGUUGUCG